Molecule: messenger RNA, 3274 nt
Organism: Cyanistes caeruleus (blue tit)
Lineage: Eukaryota; Metazoa; Chordata; Aves; Passeriformes; Paridae
Gene: STRIT1
Product: small transmembrane regulator of ion transport 1
Biological process (GO): regulation of slow-twitch skeletal muscle fiber contraction; regulation of ATPase-coupled calcium transmembrane transporter activity
Source: RefSeq, a predicted model, not a curated record
AGAAUCCCCUGGAAAAUGGAAGAGAAGAUGACCUGGCCGGUUGUCUACAAGAUGAGUGGAAGUGAGGCAGCCCCUGAAGCGGUACCAGUCUGGCACUGAGAUCCCAGGGAUCCAGCUGGCAUUCCCAGGUUGCAGCUUUGAUCUCCUUCAGGUGCAGCUGUGGACGUGCAGGGCAGCACUCACAGGGGAGCAGUUUCCCAGAGUGGUGUGAGCAGCAGGGACUCGCUGCCCUCGCUUGUGGCAACUGGGCCUGGAAGGAUCCCAAUCCCUCAAGGUCAGAUGCUCUUGUCAGGAAUAUGUGAUUCCUGUUGGAAAUUAUUUCCAUGAGAUCAGAUGGAUAGAUAUAAUUAGCAGAACCAAACCAGAUAGGAUUCUUACAGGAGCAGCUGUGCAGCCAACAAAGUUAUUGUAUCAGAGAUUUUUUUUUUUUUCCAAUAAGUAUUUUACACAGAGUCAUAUUUCUUUUCACAACAAAUUGGAUCUUAUCCCAAAAGGAUUUGCUUUAUAGCAAAGCCAGACAAAGAAAGUAAAGCUCAUGGUUUGUUCCCGUGUCUCAAAAUGUUGUGAUAGGCUGAACUGUGCAUGGCAUAAUAAAGUGUUCCAUAGCCCUGAGUUUUAUUGUAAGAUUGCUCCCAUUCUGGAGAAGCAGUAAUGAAAUCCCCUUCCUCUGGGGAUGCCUGGGGAGGGCUGUUCCUCCCAGCUGUGGUGUGGGUGUGAUGUUGGACACGUUCCUGCCCCUUGCUCGGGGAUCCCUGCAAGCAGCCCUUCCUUGGGACUGAACUUCUGGGAGCAGGUGAUGCUUAGCAGAGAGCUGAUAACUACAGGGAUACCUGCACAGGAAUCCUGAACAGGGCUGGCCUGGACAGGAGAGGGAUGAGAGAAGAGUGGAGGGCUCAGAACACACUGAUCCCUGUCACACUGGAAAUACAGGGGGGUCAUGAGUGUUAUCUGCAUUUACCGUGGGGGGCUUCAUGGGUAUAAAGAGACUUAAAGCAGUUUCCACCCUUGUUUCCCUCCCUCUUCAAUAAACUGACCCCUCCUUAGAGGUUUCAGUGUUUCAGAUUGCUCUGAAACAGAGCUGCAGUUGGAGGAACAGGCAGAGGUAACCUUGAACCCCUGAAUUCCUGCCUUUUUAGACAAUUGAAUGCUUAUAGCCAACCCCUGGCACCAGUGAGCCAGGCAGCUGCAGCACAUUCCAAAUAUUGCUCUAUUUAAAGCAUCCCAGGGCUCUCAGAGCAACUGCAGAGGCAAACCUUAACCUGCCAUUAAACUAGCAGAGGGGGAAUGGCAGAACCAGCCCAGGCCCCGCUGGCCCGCCUGCUUGUCCCGGUGCUGCUGGCGCUCGGCUGGCUCGUGGGCUGUGCCCUCAUGGUCUACAUUGUCUUCUCCUGAGGCAGGAAGGGAUGGCAGUGUCACCCACAGCCCUGGGGUCAGAAGAACCUACAGUGAUGUUGAGGAGAAGAACAUGGAAAUUCAGUUUGCGUUUCUCAUGACAAUAAUACGUAUAAAAUGAGUUAAUUUUAUUAUCAACAAUGUAAAUGUCGUGCACACUUUUUAUCCUUUGGGAGGACUCACCAAACCAAUUUCCCUGUUCUCAGAUUAUUUGCAAUUGAGGGAGUGUUUUUGGAUUCCUGUCAGACACCUACCUGCUUGCUGAACAGCAAACUUUUAAAAUAGCUACUACCAGCUAAGGAACUUCAAGCUUGCUAGAAACAGGCAAGGGUUAAUUUCUCAUAGGCUCUGGGCAAAUAUUUUUAGCUUAUUAUGGGGAAAAUCUCCUGGAGUCUAUUGUUAUGAAACAGAAACUUUGUAUGUCCUUCAAAAAGAAAACGUCAGGAUAAUUCAGAGCUGGGAGGGUUGUACAGCUGAGUGUGUCUGGAUCUCAGACUCACCAGGGGCCCUCAGUGUCUUCUACUGGGGGGUUUGCCUUCUUAAUUAUAAUUGGAGACAAUUACACCCCCCUACUCAAUAAUAAGCCAUGUGAAUUUUCAGUGACUUUGCCAUUUAAAUCACAGCUGAACAUCAGAUCACUGCAUUUUCACUGACAGCUUUGGGCUUUUGAGCAUGAAGAUUUUUCUACUGCAGAACUGCAUUUCUGAGGAGAUGAAAUCAUUAAUAAUGCAAUCCCCAGUUAAAGCAGAGAAUUGAUUGUGAGAGGCGUGACUGGAAGAUCCCAGCAAGAUGUAAGUUUAAGGGAAUGUGAAAAAAUUCUUAAUGACCCUUGAUGGGGUUAAAUAGAGAACGAAACUAUUUUUUUGACUCCUGCUCACACAAUUGCUAUCAUUUUGAGAACGUGAGGAAGGCACAUCAGUCAGACAUUCCAUCUCCAGCUGUGGGCACUGUCUGUUGAGCUUUAGGAAUGGAAACACAAAUAGAUGUUUUAAAUUUAAAAGUGCUCAUAGUGCAGCCAUGGCCAUUCCUGGGCAUUCCAGCAGUCACCAGGAGCACUGAAGUGUGACAUUCUGUUUGGGAAGUGUCUUAACCCUGGGUUUCUUCACCUGUGAAUGAACUCAGGGCACAGGGGCGAUCCAGUCUCAUCAGAUAUCCUGAAACAGAGGGGUUAAACCCUGGGGAUUCCCGAUUUCUGCAUAGCUGCUGUGUCCUGUGAGCACCUGAGCAGCACCUCAAGGAGUCCCUGCAGUGGGGACAUCCCCCUCCCUCCCUCCCUGCCAGGGGCUGGCUGCACCCAGAGCCCACCCUGAGCACACACCUCAGGGUCUCACCUUCAAUUCCUCACUGAGCCCACCCAGACGGAUCCAGCUGUGACUCCACAGUGACCAGGGCUGUGUUUUUACAACUCACUUCAUUUACCAGGCACAGAGGGAAACAGUUCUGAAAGGUCCCACUGGCCCAAACAGCUCUUUGGGUGUCUCACAACGCUGGAAAUCAAAUGUUUCCAAUUAAAAUGUUAGAGAUAAAAUGUAAACACUACAAUCUGGUUUAGCUUUACCUGGUUUUUGAGAUCUGAUUUGGCAGAGCAAACCAAAAUAACUUUCUAGGCUGGCGUCAAUAUUGUCGGGCUGACUUGCUGUAUACAAAGCAGAAGUUUCUGCCAGUUUUAUGGGGUAAUAAAGAGAGGAUUAUUCCAAGAAAAUAUGCAUCCCCCACGCUGUUGGAAGAUUGCUGAGCACUGCAGAGUGACCUUUUGUAACCACCUUCAGACAACCCACUUGGGUGUCUGCUCAUGGUGCAGCAUGAAGUUCUCCUUACGUGUGGGGGUGAAAGGUUUGGGAUUUUUCAUUCCUGAAAAAUAAAACGAGUGUUUGAGAGCCAG